This is a messenger RNA of Mesorhabditis belari, 3624 nucleotides long. NCBI's taxonomy places the organism in Eukaryota, Metazoa, Nematoda, Chromadorea, Rhabditida, Rhabditidae. The record is from the annotation of a GenBank genome assembly.
AUGAAAGACCUGGUGUUAUUGCUGAUCAUCUCGUUGAUCGGCUUGACGCUAUGUCAACGUGAUCCAGACAAAAAUGCCACCAAUCGAUGUCUUGAUAUGUCCUCAACAAUUUACCGUGCCUCCUGCAAACAAGCUUACGCUCUCUAUCCCGUCAUUCUUCUCGAUCAUCAGGAUGACAUUGAAGCGAAUCGACAUUUUGAUCUCAUGAAACCGAUGCUUGAACCGUGCAUAAAAUUGGAAACAGAAAACAAUCGUACGGAGAGGGAUUUGCAGAGCAAAAUGGUUUUCCUUUCAGCGAAUAGUGAUCAAGGGGAGGUGCUUGGAGAUUGUGUAGAUUUUCUGUACUUUGAUGAGGUGGCAAGCAUGAGCUCUAUGGCGGACAUUUACAGAGAUAAACCAGAGCGUGGAUUGCCCUAUUCACAUUUCACUUCAUUUAAUUGGGGUUUAAACGAUCUCCACAUCAUUGCACUCUUCUCAAAGAUAGUCGAUAUGGAGCUGAAAUGUCAUGGCACAAAUAACACAAACUGGCAACCAAUUAUACUCGUUUUGACGAACCUUGACAGUAAUUAUGCAGCUGUCAAAUUUCAAGACUUGAGUCGUCGAUACACGUCGAUACAACAGAAAAAUUUGUCUCAAACGGGCAUCAUGAUGAAAGUGAUUUGGACAAGACCACAAGACGGCAAUGUACUAACGGAAGUCGUCGAGAAGUACUUGCUCAAUGCACAAAAUAGCACACAAGGCUUCAUAACACAUACAAUCGAUGAUUUGUCGAUCGAGAAAAAGGUUCGUGAAAAAUAUGGGAUGUGCGCAGCAGAUCCAGGAGACGCGGUAGACGCGACUGGACCCCCAGUCGCUCAGCGGAUAACGUUGAGUGUCGGAGCCGUUCUCCUCUUCGUUCUCUUUCUUUGCAUCGUCAUCGCGAUUGUCUUUACGCAAACAAAUUGGUUGAAUCGACCCGCUUACGUGUUCUUUCGAUUUCUCGAGGAUCGCCUCAAAAUCAAGUUCAAAUUUCUUGUCAGAAUCCAUCAAGACAUCACCGACGCUGGUUUCGAGCGCUACGUACAAGAAUAUACCAGGGGGCAAGAUGAUUGGGAAAUCGAUCCGGCCAAUCUGCACAUUAGUACAGAGCUUCUCGGAUCUGGAGUGUCUGCUCUUGUCUACAAGGGUAUUCUCAGCGGCGUUCCACCAGUUGUGAAGCUUUUCCCGAAAGCCAGAUUAAUGGGUUUGUAUUCAACCAUUGAAAACUCAGUCGCCAUCAAGAGACCGCACGAGAAUGGAGGAGCUGAGGAGAGAAUUGAAUUCCUGCAAGAGAUUCGUUUCAUGAAAACUCUCAACUUUCACCCGCAUAUCUUGACGAUGCUCGGUUGUUACUUUUACCCGUUUCAACCGUUGAUUGUCACCGAGCUUUGUGAGCUUGGAGAUCUGCUCACGCUGGUUCGCGAGUUUGGUGAUCCGAAAACGAGAGCUCAAUGUCCAAUCGACAGUGAUGUCUUUCCUGUAAUGGCUUGGCAAGUAUGCGAUGCUUUGUCAUUUCUUUCAACGAUUAACAUCAUUCAUCGUGAUAUUGCUGCAAGAAAUAUCCUUGUUUCAGCGGCCAAAAUUGCAAAGCUUUCCGAUUUUGGUCUUUGUCGACGAGCCAAAGAUUUGAUGUACAGUAGUACAAAGAAACAAGCAAAAAUGCCGCUCAAAUGGAUGGCGCCUGAAGCGAUCGAGAAAGCCGAAUACAGUCACAAAUCGGAUGUUUGGUCUUACGGAGUUCUCCUCUACGAAGUGUUCUCCUAUGGAACCGUCCCUUACCCAACAAUCAGCUCUGAAGCCGUACUUGAGUUUAUUAAAAAGGGAAAUCGUCUUGAAGUGCCUCAAGAGACACCGGAAUGGAUGGAAGAGCUUAUGGGAUCCUGUUGGAGUCUUUUGCCGAAUGAUCGCCCGAGUGCCUCCGAUUUAAAGACGAUUCUCUACUCGAAGAUUGAAGCGAACAUCAGUGGAUAUGGAUAUUUGCAGAUGAGUGAACUCGACGAAAUGGAGACCAGCUACUUUCUCAAUGACGGCGAUGAUGAUUAUGAGAAUCCCACACAUAAAGCUACUCUGGUGAGCGUCGCUGUGCCGACAUUUAAUCUCAAAGAGGUUUUUGGGGCGGACACAAUGGCUUCUUUUCUAUAUGUCAUUAAUAUGGAAUGGCAAGAUUCGAGGCUUGCGUUUGAUCCAAAAGAUUUCAACAAUGACACCUAUAUCUAUUUACCGAUCAGCGAGAUUUGGAGACCGAUAGUGAAAAAUGCAAACGCAGUUGAAUCAAAGAAAGUCAACGAGAGAAAUGAAGAAGAUCGAAGUGAGGCACAGAUUAUGAGUGAUGGAAGAGUUCAGACGAGCGAUGUAUAUUACUCGAAAAUUCUAUGCAGCGGGAGAAUGGAUAGAUUUCCUUUUGACAUUCAAUUUUGCGAUGUCUCAUUGAUGAAUUUCUCGGUGAAUCAGACGGUGAUGAGACUGCAAGCUGUGAGGACAGAAAGUCACUUUUUUAUGGGCAACGCCGAAUUUCAUGCAACCAAUUACAUCGCAGCCUCGAUCAAGCCACAACUUAUCGGUUUUUACAAUAAGCUAGAAUUUGUGAUUUCUUUGGAGCGUAAAACUUUCUAUUUCAUUUUUGUCAUUGUUCUGCCAGCUGCAUUGAUCACAACAUUGACGAUAACUGGAGUGAUGUUGCCGAGUUCAGCCGAGGAACCUGGAGAUCCGGUCAACAUCGGUUUGACCUCUUUACUGGCUUUAUCGAUCACUUUCACGGUGGUGGCGGAUAAUUUUCCCCGAUCGGCUAAAGUACCAUUACUGGGCUGGGACUAUUGCACAGAAGCAAAUCAUCAAAGGAGUCUCCUACUCAUUAUUCCUACUACUUCAUCUAUUUCUUGGCAUCAAUCUCCUCGUUUUCUUCUCGACCAUCUUACAAAAUUUGUUUCGUUGAGGGCCCUCAAAACAAAGACGGCAAAAGAAGUUGUCGAACAUCUGAUUGCAAUUUAUGGCAAUUUUGGUGCGCUAAGAAUUCUUCAAACAGAAAAUGGCAGAGAAUUUGUGCACGAUUUCACGUGUAAUAAUGAAGAAUUGGACAUCAUGAGGCAAAAGAUGGCCGCGAUGAUCGAAUACUGUAAAUCUUUGCAAAUCAUUUCACCAAUGAGCGGUUACGAGAGAGUUUUCGAUGGGAACGCAGCGGAAAUGGUGAAUUUGGAGUUUAUGAAGUCAGAAACCAAUGCCUGUGAAGAAAUCAUUAAAAAUUUGAUUGAAAAUGGAAUUCCAUCGAAAAAUUGGAAUGCUCAAAUGCUGUUGAUCGUGAAAAAUGGAGCUCAACUCAAAUCCGAUCUCUCUCGCAAAAAAUUCGUUCUCAAGCAACUAAAAGAUGAUAAAACUUUCGUGAAAAUGGCAGUCAACAGCCGGGAAAGGAGACGAAUCGUCCAACAAUUUCUCAGCUGUCCUCCGCUAGCACCUUUGAAUCCGUUGAUGCAAAUUUUCGGAAAUGACAACCAAAAAACGGCUCAAGUUUUCAGGAAUGAAAAGUUGACGAUUCUACUCGAUUACGUCAAAAUCAAAGACUACAACGGAGAUGUGAAAGAUUUGUAUCUUUUUGUGCAAAAGAAUGAAAAG